AUGUUCGUUAUUUCAAUAUCAAGUGUACAGUCAUUCUACUCUUCUGAUGAAAUAUCUGGUGCAGAGACUGGAAUAUUAAUUGACAACAAGGUUAUCAUCUUUGAUAGUUACGACUUUCGAAAUGCUACCACUGCAUUUUCCUUGGACCUUUCUAAAAAUUGGACAACAUUCACACCAGGAUUCACAGCGAUCGAUAAUUUAGUUUCUGCACCGACGUUUUAUUUUACCGCCUUUAGCGCACAGAAAAAAGAUAACCACUCAGUAAUAUAUGCUUUUGGUGGGAGGAUUCCGAUAAACGGAAAUUUUUCGAAUUUCAAUUACACAAACAAAUUUUAUAAAAUUGAUGUCAACCCUUCGUCCUUUUCAUUUUCGCCUCUUGAUUCCCCUCUUCAAGCUCGAAGCUCCGUGCAAUCAGUCAUUGAUGACCAAGGAAAACUUUAUAUAUGGGGUGGAUAUACUUAUAUAAGCGAAGAUAAAGCUAUGUAUAUAUUUGAUACCUUUGAUUCAACAUGGAACCAAAUUCUACCUUCUGGUUAUGUUCCAGAUCAAAGAAAGCUCUAUACUUCAACAUUUAAAGAUGGUAAAAUUUAUUAUAUUGGAGGCGCCUAUCGAACUAGUGAAGUUGCUGAUAUUCGACAAAUAUUAAUUUAUGAUACGCUCAAGAAUGCUUCUCCGUGGUCCUCAAUGAUGGCAACAAAUAAAACAGAGAUUAGCAACCGUAUUUUUCAUUCAGCAGUUCUUGCUCCUGAUAAUAUAAGUAUUAUUAUAUUUGGUGGCAUGAAAGAAUUCUAUAAUUCAAGAAAUAGUUCACUAGAUUAUACUUUAUAUGAUUACUUGAUUACUUUGAAUCUCGAACAAUUUGAAUUUUCAGAGCUUAAAACUCUAAACAAGCUCAGCAUUGAUGAUAUACCAGCUCGUCAUGCGGCUAUUAUAUAUAAUAAUUUCAUGAUCGUAGCUUUCGGCAUAUAUGAAACUACAAAUCCUACUCGAAAACUUGUAAAACUCUUGGAUUUAUCUCAAAAGGAAUAUAAUUGGGUUGAUAAAUAUAUCGCUCCAACCCCAACCCCAUCGCCACCGCCGUCUUCACCUUCACCACCGAGAUUAACAACACCGACAUCUCCAACACCGCCGAUUAAAAUAAUAGUCAUAUCAACAAUAGGAUCACUUGUUUUUGUCGUGGCAAUUGUGAUAGGUUUUAUAUUUUUUUAUCGUAAAAAACAUAGAAAUGAACAAACUGCUAUCAAUAGCAAUAUAUUGCAAACUCGACCCAAUACAGUGUUAUUUCCUAAUAUUCCCGUAAUUGUAGAUCAACAAAAUACUAAUCCCAAUACACCCGAAAUUAUAUGUCAACAAACUACUACACAAGUUCCGUUUGGUUACCCUUAUGCUCACAAUGAUCCUAGAACUAGUUAUGGUCAUUCUUUAGCGUUCAAGCCUUCAUCACAGUUUCCUUAA
This is a messenger RNA of Ambispora gerdemannii, 1455 nucleotides long. The record is from the annotation of a GenBank genome assembly. NCBI's taxonomy places the organism in Eukaryota, Fungi, Glomeromycota, Glomeromycetes, Archaeosporales, Ambisporaceae.